This is a messenger RNA of Heterobilharzia americana, 4791 nucleotides long. Lineage: Eukaryota; Metazoa; Platyhelminthes; Trematoda; Strigeidida; Schistosomatidae. The record is from the annotation of a GenBank genome assembly.
GGCGCUCUUUUCGAUGGUCUAAAAUUCGGACUUACUGUCGACAAUGUCUCAUAAGAAUACGGAUUUUGUAAUAGCAAAAUUUGAUUAUAAGGCAUCAGAUGGUCAUGAACUUGCCAACACUGGUGGAAAGUGAUGAAUUCAUUCGGUAAUACAGGCUAUGUACCCAGUAAUUAUGUGAAACGAUCAAAACAGGGUAUCUUUUCAAGUUUACGCAAUACUUUGGGGCGACGAAAAAGUCGACAGGAAGGUACACUUAGUACUAGACAAUCCAAUCCGUCUUCGCCUACUCCAGAUGAAAGUAAUGGAUUUGCAGCUUUCGAUUUGAGACAUGAAAGUGUUGAAUCUCUUGGCUCAAAGGUUGUUGAAAUAUCUGGGUCUACAAGUGUUCUAACUCCUCCUAGUCAAGCAUUUGCAGAUAUGAGACUUCAUGAAGGAGUGCCUAAUAAUACAUUUCCUAUUUCAUUACACAGUCAAACAGCUGUUCAACAUGGUGAGAGAUUUCAAGAGGCAAACAAAACUGUUGAUAGUGAAUCAGUCAAUUGGCUGUCAAAAUCGGAUACAAAACCAGCCUAUCCUCAGCAUUCCAGUGGAAAUAUUUCUUUACCAAAUUAUCAGAAUGGACAUGGUACUUUAAAUGUUUCUUUGACACAAUUUCAACAAACUGGUCUAAUGACAGGGAAUUUAGACAAUUCAUCCUAUUUUGGUACUGGGACAAGUUUAAGUCGUCAAAUUUGUCAAGCACGUUUCAAUUAUCCAGCUUGUCAAUCAGAUGAAUUAUCAAUUGAAAGAGGUGAUAAAAUACGUGUUUUAGAAAAGAGUUCAGAUGGUUGGUGGCGUGGAAUUCUAAUUACUGAAGGUAAACCACAACGAAUAGGAUGGUUUCCAUCGAAUUAUGUAACAUUGGAUUUAUCGAAAAAUUUGAAUAGAUCUGGGAGUAGUUCACAACCGAGUAUAUUAAAUACAAGUUCACUUAGUCGUGAUACAAAUGAUUUAUCUGCAAUCAACAUCCCAAGUACAAAAGCUCAAUUACAAGCUGAAUAUUUAGCUCAUCAUUAUUAUGAACAACAACAACAACAACAACAACAACAACAACAACAACAACAGAAACAUCAACAACCACAGUCACAACAGCAUUCCAUGAGUGUAAAUUCCACUGAAGAAACUCAACAACAACAACAGCCACCGCCGCCUCAACGUGAAACUAUUAUUACCCUUUAUCCAUUUGUCCGUAAUCAAGCGGAAGAAUUAUCAUUUAACCCGAAUGAAAUCCUAGAAGUAAUUGAUAAACCACCUGAUGAUCCAGACUGGUGGCGUUGUCGUAAUAAUCGUGGUGAAAUUGGAUUAGUUCCACAGAAUUAUGUACGUGUACUAACUAGUCCUUCAGUGACAACUACAACUACAGGAUUAAGGAAAGUAUUCAAUUCAGAUCAUAAACCACCAUCAUCAUCAUCAUUAUCCUGUCAAUCGGCGAAUUUCGAUCAUUCCCUACGUUGUGAUCAAAUGUUAUCUGUAACGAAUUCAAAUUAUGCACUAACACAUAGAUCACAAUGUACAGAUGGUGAAUCAUUAAGGUUAAGUUAUGCUACACAAUCGAGUACAGGUCGAUUGCAUUUGAAUAGACCAUGGUGUUGGGGUGUUAUUUCACGUGCUGAAUGCGAAGAAAUGCUUAGAAAAUAUUCAUUACCUGGUGAAUUUAUUGUUCGAGAUUGUGAAUCCCAUCCUGGCGGUUUAACUGUAACUAUUAACGCAGGGAAUAAAACUAGGAAUUUUAAAGUACACGUUGAGAAUGGUCAAUAUCAUAUUGGUCAAAAGGUGUUCGCAUGUAUUGAUGAUCUUAUUGAACAUUAUCGUACUCAUCCAAUAUUUAAAAAUGAACAUGAGAAACAUUAUCUCACUCGACCAUUUAUUCAUCCAGGUAUCAAAUCAACAAUACCAUUUGAUAAUGGUAAUAUUUCUACUAGUAAUACAAUUUCUCCGAUAAAAAGUAACAAUACUACACCUUCGAUAGCACCAGCAUCAUCAUCAUCAUCAUCUGCGAAAUGCUUUCUUCCAGUCGUUGUCAGUGGCGUUGGUGGCGGCCAUAGUGAUGGUAGUAGUUCUACAACUUACAAUCAGUCUAUCUCUGCCUCACAUAUACACCGAUUUCCGUAAUUUGAUAUUAUUUUUCCUGCAUUAAUUAUCUACAUUGUUAUUGCUUCGCUUUCGAUUACAUUAAAUAAUUGAUUUCAUUUAUUAUUCAGUUCAUUUUUUGUUUUGAAGGAGGGAAUCGAACCUCUUUUUCUUGUUUUUAAAGAUAUACAUUGUACUGAUAGUAUAAAUAUACAGUCUUUCGUCUAUAGACAUAUGUUUGCACUGUAUGAUUGAUUAUUUAGUGAUCUGGAUCUGAGUAUUGUCAUCCUACUUGUGUAUUCUGUGUUUCUCAUCUUCCAGCCCACCUCCACGCGUCUCACACUUUCUCUUUUCUUCCUCUUUUUUUUUCUAACUGAGACGUAUAAUAGGCUUCAUUGUAAUCCGGUGGUGUAUUUUAUUGUUACAAUGUUGCUUAGAAUUACACAGAUUAUUGUCUGUGUUAAUACAUCAACUUAUUGUCAUUUUUAAGGCGAUGACGGAAGUAGUUCAGCAAUAAAAUAAUUUUAAGGUAACUUUUUAAUCUCUCCUAUAGGUACCACUUAUUAAUAUCUUUAAUUUUUCUUUAGAGGAAAAUAUUUGUGUACAUUUUAUUUGUUCAUUUGUUUCUACAGGUAAGUUUUUUUCUUUUACAUUUCGAUACUACUAACAAUAUUGUUAGUAGUAGUAGUGGUGGCCUAUAAUUGCAUUGACACUCGUAUACUAAAACAACAACGAUUUUUCGAUGGUACGCAUAUUUCAAUCAAACAAUCGAUUAUAUACUACUGAUAAAAAAAAGUUUUAAUCAUCUGAAAUUGUUAGAAAUUGAAAUUAUACUCGUUUGUCCACCCUAUUCUAUACUCCUCGUUUUUAUCAUCCUUUUUUUCUGUGUGUGUAAAGAUCUUAAUGGUUUUGUGUUUAUCUGUGUGUUGUGUUAGUAUUCACCUUUUAGAAUGUAUGAAAGCGUAAGUGUUCUUCUUGUGUUUCUCUCUGUGUGUGUAUGUGUUUGUUAGCGAUGUUGCUAGUUUAUAGUUAUUCUUUUUUUCUUUCUUGUAUUCAUUUUUCACUAUUGUGUUUCAAUUUUUUGAGAAAAUUACUCGUAAUUAUUAUUAUUAUUAUUAUUACCGAUAUCCAAGAAUUCGUUUAAACGUGCACGCACGUUUGUGAACAUCCCUCGCCACACGUACUUGUGGAGACUACUCAUAAUUUCUCUCUCUCGAAGUAAAAUAACCAUGGCGUACUAGUGGUAGAGUAGUAGUAGUAGUAGUAGUUCAUCUCCUCUGAGUUUUAUUCAUUUAUUAUAAUACAUGUUACAAAAAUUACAGUAACUAUGCCUUUUAUUCAGUCUAUUAAUCUCUUUCUUCAUUUGCAAGUGUGCAUAUUCAUGGUUUUUAUCAAGAGGAUAUUUUGUGGAUAUGAGUUAUUUUUCCCUUGAAUGAAAUGAUACUUGUAUAGUUCACAUCCUUUCAUAACAUUAGCAUAACAUCAACUGAAUUUGUUCUUGUUGUUAUCGUCUGUGGAAAAAAUUUCUUGCAUCCUCCUCCCCCACCCCUUUUUUUCUCCUUCUACCAUAAGUGUAUGUGUUUAGGUACAAUAUCAAUUUUAAUAAUAAUAGUAAUAAUAAUAUGAUCCAAUUAUGGCUGAGUAGUCUAAUCGAUUAAUGUUUACUAUUGUUUUUAUUGGUAAUAAUACAAAUGAACAACAAUCAUUCUCAUUUCGUGCUUUUUUCAAUGAAAUAAUCUCAUUAAAUGUGUUGACAUAUUUUUAUUAUUGUGUUUUAAGUCCAUUCAUAAUCGUCAAUGACUGAGACAUCUACUGAUAGAUAGUUAUCUUUGUUUAACAUAGACUUUAAGUGGAAUGAUAUAUAUUCAUCAUGAAUGCAUUGAACACAUCAAUCUCGGUUAUUCCUAAUGUAGUUUUACUCAUUUAUUUAUUUAUUUAUUUAUUUUGUCUUACAACCUCAAUGCAUUUCUAUUAUGAUUUUCUCAUUGUUAUUUCUCUAAAAUUAUGACUAUUUAUGAUUAGUUGAUGAGAUUGAUAUAGUUCAUUGAUCUAAUGAGAUAGACAUAAUCAAAUGUGUAUCAUGGAUUCAAACAUCUUUCAUGCUUAUCAUGGUUUUGAUAUCUUGAUAGUAACACUAAUACCUUAUACAAUAGGUGUGUAAGAAUCAUUGCUGCCUAAUUACAUAAAUGUUCUGAGUAGAUUAUAAUUUAUGGUGAGAAAAUUCAAAGAAGUUAUUUGAAAGAAGGAUAAUUACCUUUUCGAUGACUCAUUUUCAAAGAUACGCAUUCAUAAGUGUAUAUACCUCAUAGGGUGGACAGUAACAUAGACCAGUGGUAAUAGAACAGUGAAGUUAAGUUCAGAAACACAAUAUAUGAAGCAUUACACAACAUAUGUAGUAUUUUGAGAAAUUCCGGAUAGUUGGUGAAUAAAAAAAUGGGGGGAGGGAAGACUGUUCAAUAAUGUUUCCCUCUUUUUUUCUGGAAAAUUAUAAGGGAAGUGGCUGAGACUUGAAUUUGCAGACUGCUAAUACUUCGAUUGGAUACGGAUUUCUCUUUCCAGACGAUUCUGUUGGAUUACAUAGAGGAUCUUCGAUGACAUUUAGUUAGGAGCUGAAAUAUCCUGAAGCGCUUCAUUAUUAUUAGUCCCUUGGGUUCCUAAUGGAACAUAGGGCUUCAGUAGCAC